This is a messenger RNA of Oncorhynchus masou masou (cherry salmon), 4781 nucleotides long. Its product is annotated as suppressor of cytokine signaling 5-like. Gene Ontology annotation, biological process: phosphatidylinositol phosphate biosynthetic process; intracellular signal transduction. Gene Ontology annotation, molecular function: 1-phosphatidylinositol-3-kinase regulator activity. The record is from RefSeq and is a predicted model, not a curated record. The transcript has 2 exons. Lineage: Eukaryota; Metazoa; Chordata; Actinopteri; Salmoniformes; Salmonidae. Gene Ontology annotation, cellular component: phosphatidylinositol 3-kinase complex. Bases 247 to 1878 code for a protein of 543 amino acids.
AACGUUUCAGUUUCCUGGUUUUAACAUUACUAACUAGCUAUCUUUUGGAGAGCAGCAAAUAAUACAGUUUUAAGCCCCAAGUGACUGACAGUGAUGCAUGGGACAUUUUAUUGACAGUCAUUGGAAAGAUUCUGAAUGGGAGGGCUUGCUUCUGAGAACUGACUGCAGCCACAAAUCACCAGUCACAUUUUCCCUGCAGCUGACCCGACUGCAACUACCAUUAUUGCAGCCCGUAAUUAACCUGACAUGUCUCAACCGAAGGAGUCAGGCGAUCGUGGGAAAGACAGGGAGCGGGGCGCCCGUCCCAAGGUGAGACAGAGCCGGUCUGAGGAGAGAAGAGAUGCCGGUGGAAGAGGAAAGAAAAAAGGCCAUACGUCCCGUGAGCAGCAAGCUGCGGAGCGGCCUGUCAGCGAUGGGUUUGAGUAUGGGGAUCUGCUGACUGGUCUAGAGCCCAGGGACCGCUGCUCCUCCUCUCCCCUGAAAGAGGGCAGGAGAUGGCAGGGCCAGGAGGGGGUCACUUCACUCAGCCAGGACAGGGGGACAGCCAGGCUGGCACAGGGGACACUUGAGCCACCAGCCAGUGAGGCUGAGGGCAGGGGGGCAGGUGGCAGUCGCACACUCCGCCAAAAGAUUCAGGAUGCCAUGGGGCAGUGUUUCCCCAUAAAGACCAACACUCCAUUGUCCAGUUCCACUCAGCAGGUCUUCAUGCCACAAGCUGCAGCUGCUGCCUCCUCACGCCGCAAGAUCCACCUUAGUGAACUCAUGUUGGACGACUGUCCCUUCGCUGCAGGCACCGAGCUGGCUCAGAAGUGGUACCUCAUCAAGCAGCACACAGCCCCCAUCUCCACACCUCCUAUAGUGGACACCUUGGUGGUCAGCACUAGUGCCUCUGCCUCAAACAUGGCCGCCGUGGUGGAGGAUGUGGAUGACCGGUUACGAGAGCGCAGGCGCAUCAGCAUUGAGCAAGGCGUAGAGCCACCUCCCAACGCAGAGAUCCACACGUUUGAGGUGACGGCCCAGAUCAACCCGCUGUACAAGCUGGGGCCCAAACUGGCCCAUGGUAUGAAUGAGCUUGCAGGGGACGACAGGGCGACCAUUCACCAGCAACAGCAGCUGCUUCUCCAGAGGCAGCAGCAGCACCAGCUCCUGCUGCAGAGCUGUCUGGACACUCUGGAUGAGGCAGUGGCUGUGGCUGCCUCCUCUUCUGCCUCUGCAUCUGCCUUGGUCCCUGUCUGUGAGGCUGCUUCUGUCCCUGACCCCGUGGAUGACCCUCAGGUCACAGCCAGCGUCCAGCCAACCAGAGCUGCCGUCCCCCAGGCUGAGGGUCCCCCUACUCAGGACGGCUAUCGCAUCCACACCCAGAUCGACUACAUCCACUGUCUGGUGCCUGACCUGUUGCAGAUCACUAACCUACCCUGCUACUGGGGUGUGAUGGACCGCUAUGAGGCCGAGACUCUGCUGGAGAACAAACCAGAGGGCACCUUCCUCCUCCGCGACUCAGCCCAGGAAGACUACCUCUUCUCCGUCAGCUUCCGCCGCUAUGGCCGCUCGCUGCACGCCCGCAUCGAGCAGUGGAACCACAACUUCAGCUUCGACGUGCACGACCCAAGUGUGUUCCACGCGCCCACCGUCACGGGGCUGCUGGAGCACUACAAGGACCCCAACUCCUGCAUGUUCUUCGAGCCUCUGCUGUCCAACCCCAUCCACCGCACCCUGCCCUUCAGCCUGCAGCACGUGUGCAGGGCGGUGAUCAGCAGCCGCACCACCUACGACGGCAUCAACGUGCUGCCCAUCCCCAACACCCUGAAGAAACACCUGAAGGAGUACCAUUACAAGCAGAGGGUGAGGGUACGGAGGAUGGACACCUGGUGGGAAUAACAAAGACCUUCUGGUGGAAGUGAACCACAACUAGGCUACUAACUAAACACUCAAUGGAGGCGGGCCUCGCUCAGUGGACAACCAGUUGACUCACUCCAUUUUUUAAAAAUGAACAUAUACUUACCUACUGCAUUCACUGUAUACCUAGCUACCUGUUUUAUUUAUUAUUUUCCGUAUAUGACGUCUUACACUUGUCUCAAACUCUGGAUAUAAUGUUAAUUCAAUUACGAUGCACAUACACAUUUUUCUUUACUCACAAACUUCAGAAGUAUGGUAAUGAUGCACCAUGUGUGAGGGGAUGUAUCAAUUAUUUGGGUUGAUGUGAACAGAAUCCAGGCUGGUUUGGUGGAUGAGUUAUGGAGCACAUACAGGUUUAAUAAUGGGUCAGUUAAUUACCAUUGCCAAAUGUAGGCUACUGGAAACUAACAGAUGUGACUGUAUAUGAAUGACAACCUGCUGGAAAACUGCUGAGGACCUGACUGGUGGUAUAAACCAUUUGCAAAUACAUUUAAAAAAAUAUUUUGUGUCAUUCCUUUUGUAUGCAAAAGAAAGGUACUUAAAUGAAUUUGACUUGUCCUAAUAACCUUGAAUAAUCCAAUACUUUCCUAUAUAGCUAAUAGUUUUCAGACAAACUAAAACUAUGGGGUGUAAGGCAGGUAAAUGUCUUGAGUUUCUAUCCAUGUGAGAUGAUGUUACUACCUUUCAAAUUAGAGAACAUUGAAGCCAUUGCUGAAUGCUUAACACAAAAUUAAUCAAAUUGAAUAAGAGUUUAAACUAUUUCUCAGUGUCAGAGAAAACCGUGAUAAUAGAACAGUGUUGUGUUAGUGCUGAGAACUACAUGAAGCAGCACCUGCUGAGAAUAGCUCCAUCUCCUCUGUGAAGUUUGGAAGUGCUUUGGUCUAUUGAUCUUCUUAGCCUACCACUGAGCCUGUGUUGGAAUCAGAGGAAUGAUGAUGCACGCACAUAUAAGCUACCUUUACGUUUUCAUCAUUGAGUCAUUGUGCCUUGUGCUUGGAGGCUGUUGGUGUAGCCUGGUCCGAUAUAGACAUUCCAGCAUGAUGGUAAUUUUAGAAUGGCCUCCAUUUUGUAUAUCGAUGUUAUCUAAAUAUCAUGUUAGCGUACUGGCUAUAUCAAAACGGAGGAUUGUAGCAACAAUGAGCUUUUAAAAAAUAAAUCUGACUUUUUAGUACCAUGUCCUCACAUGACAUGAACAUUUACCAAGCUGUUGAAUUUAUGCCAUCUCUCUGUUGAUGAUAUUUGGGCCUGGAAGGCUGAUGAAAUUAUACAGAUAUUAGCACAUUUACACAUACCUCCGGCUGGGACUAAAAGCCGAUCUGGAAGAAUUCAGAUAAGCAGACCUUUAAAAGUGACAGACAGGAAAUUGUAUUUGCAUUCGGGAAAGUAUUCAGACCCCUUGCCCUUUUCCACAUUUUGUUAUGUUACAGCCUCAUUCUAAAAUGUAUUAAAAUAAGGAGUACCAUUUUUAAUCCUCAAUCUACACACAAUACCCCACAAAGGCAAAGCGAAAACAGGUUUUUAGACGUUUUUGAAAAUGUAUUAAAAAUAGAAAUACCUUGUUUACAUAAUUAUUCAGACCCUUUGCUAUGAUACUCAAAAUUGAGCUCAGUUGCAUCCUGUUUCCAUUGAUCAUCCUUGAGAUGUUUUUACAACUUGGAGUCCACCUGUGGUAAAUUCAAUUGAUUGGACAUGAUUUGGAAAGGCACACACCUGUCUAUAUAAGGUCCCACAGUUGACAGUGCAUUUCAGAGCAUAAACCAAGCCAUGAGGUCAAAGGAAUUGUCUGUAGAGCUCUGAGACCGGAUUGUGUCGAGGCACAGAUCUGGGGAAGGGUACCAAAAAGUGUCAGCAGCAUUGAAGGUCCCCAAGAAUACAGUGGCCUCCAUCAUUCUUAAAUGUAAGAAGUUUGGAACCACCAAGACUCUACCUAGAGCCAGCCGCCCGGCCAAACUGAGCAAUCGGGGGAGAAGGGCCUUGAGUGUGACUCCAAAUCCAGACCUCCAUGGGUUGAUAAAUUUGAUUUCCAUUGAUAAUUUUUGUGUGAUUUUGUUGUCAGCACAUUCAACUAUGUCAUGAAGAAAGUAUUCAUUAAGGAUAUUUCAUUCAUUCAGAUCUAGGAUGUUAUUUUAGUGUUCCCUUUAUUUUUUUGAACAGUAUAUAUAUAUAUAUAUAUAUAUAUAUAUUAUUAUUUAAAAAUAUAUAUUAAAAACGUUUUUUGCUUUGUGACUAUGGGUUAUUGUGUGUAGAUUAAUGAGGGAAAAAAAAACAAUUUAAUUUUAGAAUAAGGCCGUAACGUUACAAAAUAUGGAAAAAGUCAAGGGGUCGGAAUACUUUCCGAAUGCACUGUAUGUAAAUAAGAACAAUCCCUUUAGUAAAUUAAAGAAAUUAAUUCCUUCGGAAAUGUUCCCAAUCAAGACUUCGAGGGCAAACAACAUUUCAUGCAAGGACUUUCAUUUGACUGGUUAUCGGGGACCCAUUCAAGGAUUAAUUGCAUAAUUUACCGAUGCAGUGGAGUGAUUGACUGCUUUGUGUGAACAGCAUUUCAUAUUCAUGGCGACACACAAAGAGAGGCCUCUUUGCUAAUUUGUGUGUGCAGUGUGCAAUAAUCACAGUGGACAGCCGUCCUAAUAUUAAUGAGUGAGCAUGGAGAAUGGAUCAGUACUGUCUGCAGCCAUCUUAGCAAUCUUCAUUGUGGUAUGUCUUUCGAUGGUUGAAUCGAUUCACUGGAGAGUCUUUAUUUUAUUAUGCUAUUGUUUGUAUUUAACCUUUUAUCCACUAAGGAGGAUGUCACCAUUGUUACGAACUGGCUCGUAGCCCGUAACAAAGAGGAAGACAACGCGGAGAUAAAGAAAUAACAUUAAAUAAAGUAAACUAUAUACAAAUAA